Messenger RNA from Neoarius graeffei (lesser salmon catfish), 1613 nucleotides. RefSeq names its product chromosome 2 C11orf96 homolog (gene c2h11orf96). NCBI's taxonomy places the organism in Eukaryota, Metazoa, Chordata, Actinopteri, Siluriformes, Ariidae. The record is from RefSeq and is a predicted model, not a curated record. The transcript has a single exon. The coding region runs from base 352 to 723 and encodes 123 amino acids.
CUGCUCACGUUGAAACAACCCAGAUACAGAGACACUAGCAGCAGAGCGUCUCAGAAAACGCACUGUUCUGCCCAGCAAGGCACAGAAUCCAAGGACUUCUGAUGCAAUAGCUUUUGUGGAGCCAAAAGGGAAGGACUGAAAAUUAUCACCACAUGAGGACAUAAAGCAUUUUGAAGUGCGCUGUAACUGGGGAGUGCUGCAAUCUGUGCGUACAAUUAAACUCUUUUGGAGCGGCAAGAGGAAAAACAGAGAAAAUUCGCUCUGGAAUCUUUAAAAAGUGAGUCGAGGAAAGAAGGAGAAGCAACUCGUCCACCUCAAAGGAUAAACACACAGUGUUUCCAAUCUCCAGCGAUGGCUGUACGUCCAAUGGAGACAGUGGGUUUCCAUAUGCUUCCUGCUCACUUGAUGGCUUCUGCUAUGGAAGAGUUCCCACAGCAGCUCCCUGUACCCAAGGGCCCAGCUCGGGGCCGUAGUCGUCCCAAGAGACCGAGAGAGGCCCGCUUCAAAACUCAGCCAGUGACCUUCGCAGAGAUUGCAGAAGUAGAAGAGGAAGGAGCUUCGCCACUGGAGGAGGAGAGAGCAAGGCGCUCGUUCUUGCAGUCACUGGAGAGCCUGAGGAGGAGCACACAAUCCCUGCAACACACAGGAACCACACAGAUCGGGAGAACCAGCACACCAACACAGGCUAGCCUGGACUCAAGUGACUCAGACUCAGCCCAAUAAAAGAGAGACCGAGAGAGAGAGAGAGAGAGAGAGAGAGAUAUCUUCUACAUGUGAUCUGCUCUUAUUGUAAAGCUUACCUACUGGACUGGACUCCAGUGUGCUAAGCUCUUUGCACAUAACCUCUUGAAGCUUACUUCGCAGCUAUAACAUAGUUACAGUAUUUUAUACACAUACUUGUGUCACUCCAGUCAAGCAAUGGCAAGCUGAAUAGUUUAUGCUUCUUAGCUGUAGUGUUUAAUUUUUUUUUUAUUACUUAAAUACCUGAAAUAUUCCAGAAAUAUUCACUAUAAGACUUGAGGCCUAUUAUUCAUUGUGAGAUUUGAAAUGUUAAUAUCUUCCAGUUGCAAUUCCACUGGACAAGACAGAUGGUUUAUCACUGUUUAUCUUUGCCACUUUAUUAUGAUUACGCAGUCAAGCCAUUGAUGAAAGAACUGAACCUAGUCUUUAGACACCAAUAGGAGGUUUGUUCAUAUGACUUCAUUCUGCCAGAGUACUACAUCUACUAAUGAACUCAGAUGUCCAUCUUAUUAAUAACAGUGAAAUUAGAAAUGUUCUGUUGACACUGUUGGCUUGAAAGCUCACAAGAAAAAACAAAUGAAAUUAUGUCUUUAUACUAUUGUUUUACUUUUGCUAUCUUUGUAAAAUUGUUUCAUACUUAUUUUAAUAAAAAUAUAUAUAAUGUACACCUGUGACAUUGCCCUGAUGUUUGGUAUGUCUGUUAUUUGUAUUUACUCUAAGUUAACCAGAGUUCAGCAAAAAAGAAUGGCACAAAAGAAAAUAAUACGUAAGAUGACCAAGAGUGAAAGCAUGUGAAAACAAAACAAAGAUAAACAACUAUUAUACAUAUUAUGAUGUUUUCCAAGAAACAUAUAAAAAGUUUUAAGGUGAAA